AUGGCAGCUACUCAUGGGAGAAUAGUCUUGUUCAUGUUGCUUGCAACAUUUAUGUGGUUUAAUGUCCAAAAUUCAUUAGUGAGUUGUGCUUUAACACCAAAAUUACAAAAGAAAAUAGCUAAAAUCAACAAAGAGGGUCCUUAUUUGGGUUUAGUCAUGCCAAAUUCUUUUGAACUUAAUCCUCUUCUUCAAAAUCCAGGCUAUACUCCUACUGACACCAUCAUAGAUUUUUCAGGAAGGAGAUUUCGUUUUGGAUACAUCGGUGACAAAGGAAGGAGAUUUCGUUUUGGAUACAUCGGUGACAAACCUAGAUUUGGACAAGGUGCUAACGAUACGUUACCAUUAGAAAACAAUGGAGACUACACAAGAGACGUCGGAUUCAUCAAAUUUUCAGACUUCACCUCAAACAUAAGUGCUGCCGACAGUGUCACAGUUGAUAACCAUCUCAACAGCCUUUGGUAUCAACCAGAAGAGAUUUUUCCCAUUGAUGGCAUUCCUGAACAAAGGCAACAUGCUCUUUGGGUUCCAGUUAAUGCCAAGUAUUACCGUAUUGCCAAAAAACUUGAGAAAAUGAAGCUAGAAGCAUGCAUAGACUCAAACAAAUGUUUGACAACAACACCAAAGGUUGUGCUUGUGGAGAGAGGAACAAGUGCAGGAUUCUUCCUAGACAAUGCAGCAUACAGAACAUUUAUUCACAGUAAAUUUAACGUGAGUCCAGUCGACAUGGAAAGUGCAUCAGUUGCUCUUAUAUGCUUGCAGCAAAGGAUUCCUUUCAUUGCUAUUAGGGCUCUUUCUGAUUUGGCCGGUGGUGGCACGGCGGAGUCGAACGAGGCUGAUACCUUCUCGCCGCUCGCCGCCACUAACUCCGUCGCUGUAGUCAUUGAGUUUGUGAAGCAAUUGUCUCACCAUUCCUAAUUGGUGAUCAGUUUUGUGAUGUUUUCAAUAAUCCGUAA
This is a messenger RNA of Vicia villosa (hairy vetch), 953 nucleotides long. RefSeq lists its product as uncharacterized. The record is from RefSeq and is a predicted model, not a curated record. The coding region runs from base 1 to 915 and encodes 304 amino acids. The transcript is spliced from 4 exons. Gene Ontology annotation, molecular function: catalytic activity. NCBI's taxonomy places the organism in Eukaryota, Viridiplantae, Streptophyta, Magnoliopsida, Fabales, Fabaceae. Gene Ontology annotation, biological process: nucleoside metabolic process.